This is a messenger RNA of Eimeria tenella, 435 nucleotides long. Its product is annotated as AP-4 complex subunit sigma-1, putative. Bases 1 to 435 code for a protein of 144 amino acids. The transcript is spliced from 2 exons. Gene Ontology annotation, cellular component: membrane coat; intracellular membrane-bounded organelle. The record is from RefSeq and is a predicted model, not a curated record. Gene Ontology annotation, biological process: intracellular protein transport; vesicle-mediated transport. NCBI's taxonomy places the organism in Eukaryota, Apicomplexa, Conoidasida, Eucoccidiorida, Eimeriidae.
AUGAUUCGCUUCGUCUUAAUGGUUAAUAAACAAGGCCAAACGCGUUUGUCGCAGUACUACGAGUUUCUGGAGGUCUCGGAGCGCGCGGCGCUCGAAGGCGAGCUGAUUCGCAAGUGCCUUUCCCGCUCGGAGAGCCAGUGCUCCUUCAUCCAGUACCGACAGUACAAAGUCGUUUACAGGCGGUACGCGAGUUUGUACUUCAUCGUGGGUCUUCUCGACGAACCCGAAGUCAACGAACUCGCCAUUUUGGAAUUAAUUCAUUGUCUCGUCGAAACUCUCGACAGGUUCUUCGAAAACGUCUGCGAACUCGACAUCAUGUUCCACAUCGAGAAGGCGCACUUCAUCAUCAGCGAAAUGAUCACCGACGGCUGCAUCGUCGAGACCAACAAAAACAACAUCAUGGCGCCCAUACACAUGCUUGAAAAGGCCCCCUAG